Ictidomys tridecemlineatus (thirteen-lined ground squirrel) is the source of this 2783-nucleotide messenger RNA. NCBI's taxonomy places the organism in Eukaryota, Metazoa, Chordata, Mammalia, Rodentia, Sciuridae. The record is from RefSeq and is a predicted model, not a curated record.
CCCAUUUUUUUUCUUUUAGUAAAAUCUCUUUGUGGUUUGGAAGCCUCCCAGCUUCCUGCAGAGGAAGCUCUUUCUGGGGUUGGUGAGUCCUGUGACAUCAUCGACAGCAGUGAUGAGAUGGAUGCCCAGGAGGAAAACAUCCAUGAGAGAACUGUCUCCAGAAAAAAGAAAAGCAAGAGGCACAAAGAGGACCUGGACAAGGCUGGAGGAGAAGAGUAUCCCAUGGAUAUUUGGCUAUUGCUGGCCUCCUACAUCCGUCCUGAGGACAUUGUGAAUUUUUCCUUGAUUUGUAAGAAUGCCUGGACUGUCACUUGCACUGCUGCCUUUUGGACCAGGUUGUACCGAAGGCACUACACGCUGGAUGCUUCUCUGCCUUUGCGCCUGCGACCAGAGUCAAUGGAGAAGCUGCGCUGUCUUCGGGCAUGUGUGAUCCGUUCUCUAUACCAUAUGUAUGAACCAUUUGCUGCUCGAAUCUCCAAGAAUCCAGCCAUUCCAGAAAGCACUCCCAGCACAUUAAAGAAUUCCAAAUGCUUACUUUUCUGGUGCAGAAAGAUUGUUGGGAACAGACAGGAACCAAUGUGGGAAUUCAACUUCAAGUUCAAAAAACAGUCCCCUAGAUUAAAGAGCAAAUGUAUGGAACGAUUGCAGCCUCCCAUUCAGUAUGAAGAUGUUCAUACUAACCCAGACCAGGACUGCUGCUUACUGCAGGUCACCACCCUCAAUUUCAUCUUUAUUCCAAUUGUCAUGGGAAUGAUAUUUACCCUGUUUACUAUUAAUGUGAGCACAGACAUGCGGCAUCAUCGAGUGAGACUGGUGUUCCAAGAUUCUCCUGUCCACGGUGGUCGGAACCUGCGCAGUGAACAGGGUGUGCAAGUCAUCCUGGAUCCAGUGCACAGCGUCCGACUCUUUGACUGGUGGCAUCCGCAGUAUCCGUUCUCCCUGAGAGCAUAGUUAUUUCUUCCCAUCCUUUGGGGCAGCCCUGAGUCUAGUCCAUAAGUAAUCAGAUUUCAGUUUGAAGGGGAUGGUUCUAUUGUAUAUCUGAUUAGUAAUGCAUAUGCUCUUUUGGUUCCUGGGGCUCCUAUUAUUGGAGGGAGAAGGGUUGAAUCAAGAGGAAAACAACUAUGGUUUAUAAACAUAUUUUAAUGUAAAAUUUGCAUUUGAAAGGAGAAACCUGGCCCUGUUUUCUGUGUUAAAUCCCAUUUGGUGCUAUUGAGUUUAUUGUUCUAUAUUCUUUCAUCCUAUUGAAAAUGGAUGAUCUUGCUCUAGGGAAAAAUUAAACACUUAAAUCUUCAAGCAAGAAAGUUUUCCCUUAUGGAUCAGAGGAACAGAACCAGAGGCCUAAAAUUGUUAUAACUACUGCUUCCAGUGUAGCUGCCCCUCAAAUUCAAGUGAAUAUUUUCUCAUCUCCCUUUACCUUUCUCCAGAAAUAAAACAGGUGACAGGGUUUUCAGAAUCUUACUAGAUCAACUUGUGAAUCUUUCUUUUAAAAUAAUUCUUGGAUAUUUAUUGCAUAAAUACUGUUUUGCCAGUUUUGGGUUUUAGGGUUCUUUUUUUUUUUUUUUCCCUUCCUUUUCUGCAUGAGGCUGAUAGUGAUAAUGACAUUGUGCCCUUGGUGGGAUACUAGGAACUUUAUGUAGUAUUCUAAUCCUUAUAGUGUUGCAAGGUAGGUGAAACUAUUUCCAGUUUAUAAUUGAGUAAAUGAAUUGGUGACUUACCCAAGGCCAUAACUGCCAAUAAAUGGGCAGAGCUAAGAUCUUUUUUUUUUUUUUUUCCUGAUCCAGGUUUUUUUCGCUAUGCCACAAUUUAAAAAGUCAGUUUCAUUUUUUCUUGUGGUAGAUAAUGGUGAGAAUAGGCAGAAUAUAAUAGAUUUAAAGGUAUAAGGUUGAGAAAAAUUUGAUCAGCCUAAAAAGUAUAUAAGAUUGAUGAAAUAAUCUUUUAAAUAUGUGUUUUUUAGUAAAAUAUAAACUAACCAAGAAAGUUAUUUCAGGAAGGAUAGUGGCAUUUUCAUUAAGUUGUUAGAAAAGCAUUUAUUAUGCUAAAGGUCAUUUUUAAAAAAUGCACUGCAUGUUGAAACCAGCCUCUUAAACCAUAAGCACUUAGUAACUUUGCUUUGCUCUGCCCUGCACUGUACUGCUUCUGUUGUCAGGCCUCUUGUCCAGGUAGAGAUGCUAAUGUCUUCCUGUUGAGCAGAGGACUUGCUAUGGCUGGUGUACUGAGAUGAGGAUGGUGGGUGACUUUUGUUUUUGCUAAGAAAAUAACCUUGCUGCUCCCUCGAAACCCCUAUGAUCCAGGGAGCUGGAUAUUGUCAAGAAGUGGGCAUUAAGAUGACAUUUUUAAACAUGAAAAUUCUGUGGGGGAGAUAUCAUUAAGAGCCAAAUACCUAAAUUAGUAUUUUUUUUCCCCCUUACCAUCUUUCUUACCCUCUGCUAUUUAAAGAAUAUUCUUAGGAAGCAUCUGCCUUAUAUGGUUACUAACAGCUAGCCUUACCCCACAUUGAGGGUGGUACUUAAGCUGUUCAUAGAUAGUGAGCCUGGGUCAGUGAAAAACAGAAUUUGGGUAAAAACAAGCCAAAAAAAUAAAAAUAAAUCUAAGAACAAUAAGCACCUCGCAGAUCUCUACAAUCAAAAGUUACCUCUUUGUGGCAGAAGGAAAGAAGCAUAGUCCCUAGUUCCCUAAACAAAAGAUGCCAUGGAGUGGGAGGAAGUUGUCCUGGUGGAUUGUGUGUCCCCCAUUUAGGAUUUACCUUUAAAAGGGGGGUGAAUAAAUUCAGCUUAAUAAUUGUG